Molecule: messenger RNA, 531 nt
Organism: Parnassius apollo (apollo)
Lineage: Eukaryota; Metazoa; Arthropoda; Insecta; Lepidoptera; Papilionidae
Source: the annotation of a GenBank genome assembly
AUGGAAUCAAAUGGAACGCGCAAAGGGCCGCUGCCUGGAGGUCGCCAGGGCGCGUCUGGAGCUGGCGCUGGACGCGACAGCAUGCGAACCGCCAGCCGAGCGCGAGGUGCUGCACGACCACCCAGCAGCUCCUCGCAUCCAUCAUCCCCACCAGCUGGCUUGGUGUCGGCAGGGUCUUCGCGGGCUCAGCAAUCGGCACCCGCCACUGGUGGAGUACGCCGCAUGCGUUGGACAACCCAGAUGAACAGCAACGCAUUGCGGGCGUAUUUUAGGGCGAAAGGGGGAGAAACUGGAGGUUUUGCAUAUCGGGCAAGGAUGCAUCGACUUUUUGCUGAGCUGGAGCCAUCUGUAACCGUCACCGAGCAAAACCUGGCAGACCGAGUUCGGUAUAUCUUGCGCUCAAAUACAUUUGAUGUCACCGAACUCGAACGGCUACGACGUGAGGCUGUUCCUUCAUCGGGUGAAAUGCUGCGGCUGAGGAUGCGGCGCCACAACUUGCCGAGCAAACGGCAAAUGUGGAUGCCGCCGUGA